Polyodon spathula (Mississippi paddlefish) is the source of this 3173-nucleotide messenger RNA. It is a transcript of the gene lmf1, whose product is annotated as lipase maturation factor 1. Lineage: Eukaryota; Metazoa; Chordata; Actinopteri; Acipenseriformes; Polyodontidae. Bases 66 to 1793 code for a protein of 575 amino acids. The record is from RefSeq and is a predicted model, not a curated record. Gene Ontology annotation, biological process: protein maturation. Gene Ontology annotation, cellular component: endoplasmic reticulum membrane. The transcript is spliced from 11 exons.
UGCCUUGUGUAUAAACUGCUGGUUUUAAGCAGGGGGUCUGGGCAGGCGCACUGAGCGCAGAUAAAAUGGCAGCCGCCAGGCAGGACACGCAAAGCAAUACAAAUGAGUCUUCCAAGUUGAGAAAAAGGCGAGCGGGUUCACCGAUACCCAAACAAGACUGUAGCCUUAAAGAGACGGACAACGAUGAAAAGAAAGUCAGACUGAAAUCUGAAGAGAAAGUUCACCCAAUACAAACCGGAACGUUCUGGCUGACAAGGGUUGUGCUACUUAGGUGUACCGCUUUUGUUUACUUGGUGGCUUUCUUGGUUGCCUACGACCAAAACAAGCAGCUGAUUGGAGAGAAGGGACUGCUGCCAUGCAAGCAGUAUUUGAAAAGUGUCAAACGCUACGUUGGUGGAAAGAUCGACAUGAAAGCCUUGAGCUACACUCCUACUGUCCUGUGGUUCCUUGACUGGUCUGACAUGGAUGCCAACCUGGACUGCAUUGCCCUGCUGGGCCUAGGUCUCUCCACCUUCGUACUGCUCACUGGAUGUGCCAACAUGAUAAUCAUGAGCCUGCUAUGGAUUCUGUAUCAUUCCCUGGUCAACGUUGGACAGAUCUGGUACUCCUUUGGUUGGGAGUCCCAGCUCUUGGAAACAGGAUUCCUGGGAAUCUUCCUUUGUCCGCUGUGGAGCCUACGGACUGUCCCUCGGAACACGCCACCGUCCCGCAUCGUCAUCUGGGCUUUCCGCUGGCUCAUUUUCCGUAUCAUGUUUGGAGCGGGGCUGAUAAAACUCAGAGGGGACCGCUGCUGGAGAGAUCUGACCUGCAUGGACUAUCAUUACGAGACACAGCCAGUGCCCAAUCCCAUGGCUUACUACAUGCAUCGAUCCCCUUGGUGGUUCCACCACUUUGAGGCCUUGUUUAAUCAUUUCAUCGAGCUCAUCGUUCCAUUCUUUAUUUUCAUGGGCCGUCGAAUGUGUGCAGUGAACGGUCUUCUACAGAUUAUAUUUCAGGUGGUUCUUAUUGUGAGUGGAAAUCUGAGUUUCCUCAACUGGCUGACCAUUGUCCCCAGUGUUGCCUGCUUUGACGAUGCUAGUCUGGGAUUCCUCUUCCGUUCUGGACAAGGAGGGGUUAAACACCAAGUAGAGAAGGUUCAGUCCGAAGGGAAACCCGCGACAACCUGGGGCAUGCAGAUCCGUCGAGUGGCAAACAUCUCUCUGGGUCUCAUGAUAGUCUACCUCAGCAUGCCUGUAGCGCUGAACCUGGUGAGCUCCCAGCAAAUCAUGAACACGUCAUUCAAUCCCUUAAGAAUAGUCAACACAUAUGGAGCGUUUGGAAGCAUCACUAAAGAACGUACCGAAGUUGUCAUCCAAGGAACGUUAAGUGCCGACCCCAGUGACCCGGGUGCCUUAUGGGAAGAAUAUGAGUUCAAGUGCAAGCCAGGGGAUCUGAGGAGGAGGCCGUGCCUUAUAUCACCUUAUCAUUAUCGACUGGAUUGGCUAAUGUGGUUUGCCGCAUUUCAGACCUACGAGCAAAACGAAUGGGUGAUCCACUUGGCUGGAAGGCUGCUGGCUAAUGAUACUCUUACUUUAUCACUGAUGGCACACAAUCCAUUCAAGGGCAGAGAACCCCCAAGGUGGGUGAGAGGAGAGCACUUCAGGUAUAAAUUCAGCGCCCCUGGCGGGAAACACGCAGCCGAGGGGAAGUGGUGGAUUCGCAGGAGGAUCGGACCCUACUUUCCACCUGUCAACUCGUCAGGACUCAGGAAGUACUUUGAGGCACGAGACUGGCCCCAUCCCGAUUCUGAAUAAAAUUAAAUGGAGCGGGGCAAAGGCCAAAAGAGGCACACAAAGAUUCCACCACACAUACUGCUGCACAUUUCAAUGUGUUUUUUUUUUUUUAAAUGUUGAAUCUUCAAGACAUUGAAAAAGACUUCUAGUCAAAAUGUUAGUCAUUGCAUUUGUUUAUCUUACCAUUACUUUCUUAUUUCAAAUCAGACCUAAAAAAAUGAUACAGCGUCACUACCGUUAAAUAUACUUUAAAUAUCAUGGAAGUACGCUAAUAGUAUGCUUCAUAUACUACAUUUUCAUAAGGGUAUGCCCUGUUACCAUGUCGACAGCAGUAGCACUAGGAUUAUUCUUGAGCUGGAGAGUUUUAAGAUCUUGUAUUUCAUUCUGUCAGUGACAUCUGUUUUCAAUGGCCCACUCAUACCAAGCUGGCCUGUGCUAGUACAUGUGGCCCAUGUACAGAGAACGUGUAAACACAAGCCAGCAAGCAGUUCUUUGUAAAAUUGUACCAAUCUUUUCUGUAAAGCACUAGUGGAUAUUCACAAGUACAGUAUAUAAAAUAAACAAAAUACUUAUUACAAAACCUAAAAACACAUUAAGAAAAAAUAUGUAGAUACAUGGAAAAAACUUGUUCUUACUUCAACACUAUCUUGAAAUUUGAUGGGUAGCCGAACUAAGGAAAUUGCAGUGUAGUUUGAAUUUCAUAGACACAUAAUUUCUUGCACUUAGGUAAGGACAUGUUACUAAAUGUCCUCCUGAAAAUGUCAGCAGUGCAAAAUAUCUGUCUGAGAUUCUGGAUCUGCUACUUUGAAACCCUUCACUCUGAGUUACAGAUUACUGCAUUUUAUAAAGAGGGGGAAAAAGGUGCUUUAUACUUGUAAGAUUGCGAUCAAUACUACUAUAACCUAAAAAGAGCCUAGUACUUACUGUAGUGCUCAGGUAAGCAUGCAGGGUUUUCAUUCUCCAUCAUUAAAGACCCUGUAUUUUUAAGAUUGCAUGUUAUAUGCAGCUAAUUAUGUUGCAAUGUGUCCAUACAUCUCUAGUCCAGGCCCAAAAUAAAGGGAUUUCAUACAAUAUCUUUGCUAAAUAUAAACAGCUCCAGCAUGUCCUCGUGCAAAAGAAGAUACAAUGAAUGUAAUAUUGCACUGUUGAAUGCCCAGGUGUGUAAUUGCAGUUCAUUUUCGUUAAGCCAUGUGAACAGAGCCUGAAGUGUCAGUUCCUGCUGUACAGCUGUGCCGGGCCGGCCCUUUCUUUAACCAGUAGAACAGUACAGUAUGUUCUCAGCUCUGUGAAGCGAAGGGAUUUAACAAUAGUACUUAGUUUGCACUCUGUCUUGUUUAAUGUUUUGAUUGCCACAUGUUUGUUUAUCUAGACAACUGUCCAAUAAAAAACAACAACAAAUAA